Molecule: messenger RNA, 1796 nt
Organism: Salarias fasciatus (jewelled blenny)
Lineage: Eukaryota; Metazoa; Chordata; Actinopteri; Blenniiformes; Blenniidae
Product: N-terminal EF-hand calcium-binding protein 1-like
Exons: 13
Coding region: 59-1141 (360 amino acids)
Biological process (GO): regulation of amyloid precursor protein biosynthetic process
Cellular component (GO): Golgi cis cisterna; cytoplasm; endoplasmic reticulum
Molecular function (GO): calcium ion binding
Source: RefSeq, a predicted model, not a curated record
AAAGGAAGACGGGACAAUCUAUUCGUGUGUGUUUCGACACCGGAUCGCGAGCAGAAAGAUGCUGGCCUGCACAGAGCUGAUCACCAUGUGUCUUCAGUCCGCCAAGCACGAGCACCUGAGGAAGCUGCAGGAGCGUGACCACAACCUGAAUCAAGGCGUCCCUUUAUUUCAGGACAUUUUCCGCCGAGCAGACAAAAAUGACGACGGGAAGCUGUCCCUGGAGGAGUUCCAGUCCUACUUCACUGACGGCAUCCUCACUGAUGGCCAGAUGCAGGAGCUCUAUUACUCCAUCGACCGGCAGCAGACAGACAGCAACCUGGACAUAGACAAACUUUCAGAGUACUUCACCCCACAUCUGGGAGAAUACGUCAACGUCCUGUCCGCCCUGGAAAAGCUGAACGUGGCCAUUUUGAAGGCCAUGGACAAAACUAAAGAGGAAUACCAAGGUUCGUCCGUGCUGGGUCAGUUCGUGACUCGCUUCCUGCUGCGGGAAACCUCCACCCAGCUGCAGUCCCUGCAGUCGUCGCUGGACUGCGCCAUGGAGGCCGUCCACGACCACGGCUGCACGGGCCGGAGGGUCCCGAAGAAGCCCGAGGACCUGCCCAUCCAGAGGGCGGCCAAGCGGCCCGGCCGCCGCAUCCAGAAGAACAUGUGUCUCUCCCCGACCGACCCGUACUCCGGCAUGCUCACCACGGGGGUCAGCGUGGAGCCGGACAACCACUGGGGCUCUCAGAUCAACCAGCUGGAGGAGCUCAUCGACAAGCUGGAGUGUGAGAGCCCACAUCUUGAACCUCUCAAAGAAGACACACUGGCAGGGACGUAUAAAUCAAACAUCCUCCUGGUCCAGAGACAGAUGUCCGUGAAGGAGAGGGAUGUGGAGCAGUUCCAGCAAGCUCUGAAAAUCUACACAGAUGCCACCAGCAGCCAGCUAAACAACCUGCACGUUUCGGUCCAGAACCUGCCAGACAGAUCAUGCUUCAUCAUGUACGAGUUUUGGCAGGAUCGUCUCUCCUGGAUGAGCUACCUGCAGUCGUCCAUCAGUAAGACCUUCCAGCGCUGCGUUAUCGAGUCACUGGAAGAGCCAGAAAUCGUCUCCACCAUGCUCCUCCCAGCCUCUUGGUGGAUCAUGAACAACAACUGACCGGGCGAAGCUGCUGCCCAAAGCGGGAGAAGCAAGCGGUUGUAAUGUCGCUUCAUUUUGUAUUUUCGUUCUUUGAUAUUAAAUUUAUCCUUACGGCAUGACCAGGAUUGUUUUUUGCAAAGCUUCAGGAUUAAAAAAAAAAAAAAAAAAAAGAUAUAUCCUGACAAACCAGUGGAAACGCACUGAAACCUUGGAUGGGGCUGACCGCAGUCCGAUCGGGAUCUGUGCCCGCUUUCUUUUUCCAGUCUGGGCACAUCUUCUGCUUCUGAUGCGACGGAGACGUUCGAUAUAGUGACUGAAAGAAGAAAAAAAAAAAUGAUGUGCAUGAUUUCUUAUUUCUCAGUGCUAGUUUGUUUCACUCAAAAGCUGCAUCUUAGAGUAGAUAUACUGUCAACAACGCCACAGCAAAACAGAUAAACAACAGCCGGCCCGUCCGUCCGUCACCUGUUCCUCCGUACGGGCAGGAACAGAAGCGGCCGGCUCGCCUCUCCUCUCGUUCGUCUCUGUGGUUUCGUGCUUUGUCGUCUUCUUCAAAGCUUCGCUACUUUUUGCUGAGGGGUUAGAAAGCCAUUGAAUAGAGCCUAGUUAAUGAACGACGGUGGUUUGUAUGAAAACUUUUCUCAUCCGUGCCACUCCCGCACUUUAGAAAGAAAAA